Peniophora sp. CBMAI 1063 is the source of this 1572-nucleotide messenger RNA. The record is from the annotation of a GenBank genome assembly. NCBI's taxonomy places the organism in Eukaryota, Fungi, Basidiomycota, Agaricomycetes, Russulales, Peniophoraceae.
AUGAACCAGACGGUCCUUAACAUCUUGCCCGCGCCCGCUACCAUCUACAGUCUGCCUGCAGAACUUCUCGAGGACAUUCUUCUUCAGUCCAUAUCGGGGACAGAUAACGCUUGGAGCUUAAGCCAUGUGUGUCGCGGAUGGCGUGCGCGCUGUAUGGAUCGCAGUGCUAUGUGGACGUCCAUAUCGUCUCAGCAUUCUGUCCCUCGUUUGGAAGAGACGCUCAGACGCAGCGGCACACAGAAGCUCCGCAUCUUCCUGGGCGUCGAUUACCAACGCGGCAACCUCACUCGCCGAAUACGCUUUGUAGCAGAGGUGGUUAAAGCGUGUUUACAUCGCAUCGAAAGCCUUGAAUUCCACUUGGCAGGGAUGACGUUUGAUGACGUGUUCAAGGAGAUCAAGUUCUCUCCGGGCACAGAGGCGCCUGUACUUCGAACAGUCUAUGUAACAUGUGGCGAAGUCGAUCCUUUCUUGCGCGCUUUCAUCGGCGUUCGUGCACCCGCUCUGGAGCAAGCCAGCAUAGCUGAGAUCGGAGGACUUCUGCCAGAUAUCUCCGCAAUGUGGGACGGUUCUACUCUACAAACUCUUUCCUUGACCGAACUGCGCGAGAUUACUGUGAUGGAGUUGCUGGGACAACUCGAUAGGUGCAAGGGUCUCCAAUGCUUAUCCUUAUCUUCCAGUAGUCUCGAGGACUCUCGUACAAGCCGAACAGCACGAGUCAUGCUACCUCAUCUGGUACAUUUAUCGAUCACACUCGGCCCCAAAUAUAUGGCCGAGCUACUUAACGGACUGGAACUCCCUACGUUGAUGACAACGUCGUUCAUGCCAGCAAGCGUCCACUACGAAGAGGACUGGUCAGCAUAUACGCAAUCGCUCGACAAUCAUGUGCAAGGUCUUGUGGGGUCUAUCCUACGUACGAUUGCCCCACUCUUGCGCCGCCGUCGGUGCUCGAGUAUACACCUUCAAGAUGACUUGGUUGUUAGCGGCGCACGGCCACCCACGCCUGCAGGAUAUCCGGAUGGUCUUCCUAUCAUGCGUAUCUUCUUCGAUCGCAGUUUCCGCAUCCAAACAGGUCUACUCGAAUUCGCGCGUGAAAUCGUCUUCACGAUCGUUGCCAUGCAACCGACGCUACAGACGCUGGACGUGACUGUUCCAGUCAUCUCCUUCGGAAAUGCAUGGCCCGUCGAAGGAUAUCUUCCUACGGAGUCUCGCGAGAGAUUUGCCGAGGUGGAGAGUACCGUACUCACUCGCUUCUUCACCUUGAGUGCGCGUACCGUCAAUGACGGUGGUCUACUACCGUCUUUGACGUCCAUUAACCUGCGUUGUGUAUCAGACGCGCUGCAGUCCGACGCCGUACAGUCGAUGUCAGACUGCAUCGCUCGCUUACGAGAUAAAGCGGGCCACUCUUUCGACUUGGAUCUCACUGUGCAAGAGCUGCGGGAUCGCCCUACAUUCGAUGAGAGUUGCGGGGAACCAGGAUGGGGGUUCUGGUCUGGGCCAAUAGCCUUGCCGCCGCGUCCUGACCUAGGUGCAUUGCACAUCGCAGGAGUCAAUACAAGGAUAAGAUGGGUAUAG